GUGCUUUUCUCUCAUCUACCAAUCACCAUUGUUUCAUAUAACUACUGGACAGUGCUCUGAAUUCUCAACAUUCAAGAAGAUUGAUAUCUCCAAGGUGUGAGACUACUUGGAAGUUACAAGAAACACCCGAAGUCGAGACAGCUUCUAUUUCAUUCAAGCCAUGGAACAAGAUGCACCUGCCACUGGCCCAUCAGCUAACCGGGGCUUCAGUAUUGCCGACUACGCCGUCUUCGCUGCAAUGUUGACACUUUCAAUGGGUAUCGGCUUGUCCCAGAUGUUAAAAAAGAGCAAACGAAGCCAAGCCAACGUGGAUGACUUCUUUACCGGGGGUCGUAACAUGCCAGCGGUGCCCGUGGGGUUGUCUCUGUGUGCCAGCUUCAUGUCUGCAGUACAAGUUCUGGGUGUGCCGGCGGAAGCCUCACUUUAUGGUUAUAAAUUCCUCUACAUGUGUCUGGGUCAGUCUCUCAACUCGUGCUUGACGGCGUACUUCUUCCUGCCUGUGUUUUACAGACUAGGCAUCACUAGCACCAACCAGUACCUGAAGAUGAGAUUUGGGAGAGGAAUGCAGCUACUGGGCAGCCUUCAGUUCAUAGUGGCAACACUCUUGUAUACAGGGAUAGUAAUCUAUGCCCCUGCCUUGAUACUUAACCAAGCUACAGGGCUUAAUAUGUGGGUCUCACUCUUUUCCACUGGCCUCAUCUGUACCUUCUAUACUACACUGGGAGGCAUGAAGGCGGUCAUAUGGACUGAUGUGUUCCAGAUCUUUGUCAUGCUGUCUGGCUUCAUGGCCAUCUUCAUCCAAGGAACUAUUCUUGUUGGCGGGCCUGCGCGGGUUCUGGAGAUUGUCAACAAUGGAUCCCGCUUAAACUUUGAUGAUUUUGAUGUGGACCCCAGGAAGAGGUAUACCUUCUGGAGCUUCUCAGUGGGUGGUACUCUGCUCUGGUUGUCCAUGUAUGGGGUGAACCAGGCCCAGGUCCAGCGCUACAUCUCCUGCAAAACAGAAAGACAGGCCCAGUGGGCCUUAUUUGUUAAUCAGGUGGGGCUUUGUCUCAUCGUGGGAAGUGCAGCUACCUGCGGCAUCGUCAUGUAUGCGCUGUAUGUAAACUGCGAUCCUUUAAAAUCCGGGAAGAUUUCAGCCCCCGACCAGUAUAUGCCCUACAUGGUCCUGGAUAUUUUUCAAAACUACCCAGGUUUCCCAGGUCUUUUUCUCGCAUGUGCAUACAGCGGGACUUUGAGUACUGCCUCCACUAGCAUCAACGCUAUGGCGGCGGUUACCAUGGAGGAUCUGCUGAAGAAACGUCUGGUCAAGCUCUCCCAGAAGAAGCUCAUACUGAUCUCCAAAGGCUUGUCGUUCCUGUAUGGAGCGGGGUGCAUCACUGUGGCUGCCCUUGCCUCGCUGCUGGACUGGGGAGUUCUUCAGGGCUCCUUCACUGUGAUGGGGUUAGUCAGUGGUCCACUCCUGGGUGCUUUCAUUCUGGGGAUGUUUGUACCAGCAACCAACAGGCCGGGGGUGUUUUCUGGAGUGUUUGUAGGAUUCUGCCUCUCUCUAUGGCUGGCCAUAGGCUCCACCAUCUACCCUCCCAGUCCAGUCUCUAUGGGGCAGUUGCCCACCAGUAUAGAGUACUGUUUACCCAGCAACAACACACUGUUACAAACACUGAACGCGACCUUGGACAUGGGGACCUCUUUCUCCAAGCCUAUUCUCCCUGUUCGAAUUGGGGGCAUACAGGACUUUUAUUCCAUGUCUUAUCUUUACUUUGGUGCUGUGGGUACCAGUUCCACAGUGCUGGUUGGGAUCCUGAUAAGCUAUAUCACAGGAGCAACAAAGAGAAACACAAUUGGUCCAGGGUUACUGUGGUGGGACCUUCAUAAAAAGACUAUGGACAACCGUUCUCAUUACACAGCGGAGCUAGGGACAAAUCAUUCACAGACCGUGGCACUGACCAGAUUCCACAAAAGGGACGAACACUCGAGGAAUCACCCCCACUCUAUACUCCCCGGAAAAUCAUAGCACUCUGUGAGGGAUCGUUUUUUAACUUGAUUUAUGAAUGAAAUGUCGAGGGAGAUUCUUGUGCUUUUCUUUUGUUGUCCUCACCUGAACAUGGGAAAGGGCCAGUAGAGUAGUUCACCUCCCGAGUCCUGGAUCGUUCAAAAUCGCUCAUUUGUAAAGGAAUUCUUUGUUGAAUCGUCACGCUCCUUGCUGCACACCUGUGACUCUCAACUGGGAAGAUGAUACUCAUUUAACCAGUGAACUACUGGACCAAGUUUGGUAUAUGUAAUUUCUCUGCCAAACUAAGGUUUCAGUUUAUAAACAGGUUUACUUAAGCAGAACUGCAUUGGGAUAUAAAUCUAACAUUGAAUAUGAAUGUUUUAUUUUGCAGUGGAGACUAUUUGUUCAGCUAGAUAGAAAUGUUUUGUUUUUUACUCUGUAAAUAAAAGUACUGCUCAGAUUCCUGCACAUUCCAUAGUGAACAUCGGAUAAUAUGUAACCCCAUUAAUAAAGAAUGUAUAAAAACACGAUUGUUGUCAUGAGAUUCAUGCACUUUGCAGUUUCAUUAGACAUGCUUUAUGUACGCUGACCUAACUCUAUGACGCUGACUCAGACCAACAAUAACACCUGCUCUGGUAUGAAUAGACAUUUUAUUCUCAUGCAAUGAGAAUGACCGAAUUAUGGAAGGUAACAAUUGGAGACAAUAUGCAUGCUCGCUUGGUCAUAUCCAUUUUAUUCAAAUGGCUUAUGUUUUUAUUGUUCGACAUCACCAAAUGUUGUGUUGCCACAGUGCAUUACUCCCAUGAAUGAUGAAAACGUGCGCGAAUAGGCCUUAACUCAAUACAGAAGUUUUUUUCGAUGUCAACAUAUGAUGUCUCAACAUAGUCCUGCAAUUUCAAACCAUGUCCCCGUCGGCCUGAGCGAGAUGCACUUCCCUAUAUCAUUUUCAGGGCUUUCUCAAUGUCAUUCUUGUCAACAGCAUUCUGUCUUGACUUGAGCCACUCUGGGCUUGUUGCUUGUUUAAGCAAUGAGGAAGCGAUCGGCUUUUGUUGAGGGGCUACUGCCAUCACCAUUCAUCCACGGCCCUGUUGGAAUCCUCGUCUGCGACCGCGCAGUCCAGGCGUUGAAUUCCAGGAAGAGAUAGGUCUCU
Hypomesus transpacificus is the source of this 3140-nucleotide messenger RNA. RefSeq names its product solute carrier family 5 member 5 (gene slc5a5). The coding region runs from base 161 to 2011 and encodes 616 amino acids. Gene Ontology annotation, molecular function: symporter activity. The record is from RefSeq and is a predicted model, not a curated record. Gene Ontology annotation, biological process: iodide transmembrane transport; sodium ion transport. Gene Ontology annotation, cellular component: membrane. The transcript is spliced from 16 exons. Lineage: Eukaryota; Metazoa; Chordata; Actinopteri; Osmeriformes; Osmeridae.